Loa loa (African eye worm) is the source of this 1863-nucleotide messenger RNA. RefSeq lists its product as hypothetical. The coding region runs from base 1 to 1863 and encodes 620 amino acids. The record is from RefSeq and is a predicted model, not a curated record. Gene Ontology annotation, cellular component: lysosome. Lineage: Eukaryota; Metazoa; Nematoda; Chromadorea; Rhabditida; Onchocercidae. Gene Ontology annotation, biological process: sphingomyelin catabolic process; ceramide biosynthetic process. The transcript is spliced from 13 exons. Gene Ontology annotation, molecular function: acid sphingomyelin phosphodiesterase activity.
AUGGAAAAUUAUAAUAAUGCAUCAAAUACCGAUGGUGCGGUUUGUAUAGCAUGCAAAAUGACCGUGAUAUUUUUCAGGUCAUUGUAUGAGAAAAAUCGAACCCGAGAUUCAUUAAUUGAUAUUGCAACAUUUAUUUGUCAAUACUUUGUACAUCGUGAUUCAUUAUUAUGCUAUAGUUUAGCUAAACAAUUUCGGGAAGAAUUACUAUAUGUUAUCGAAGAGUUAAUUCUACAACCUGAUGCAUUAUGUUCAAUAUUCCUGGAUGAUUGUUCCUAUUCAAGAAUGGAUACAUCAUCGUGGAAUAUUACGUUACCACCAAAACGGCCAGAUCAGAAAUAUCCGACUUAUCCGGCUAUGAGAAAGGAUAAUUUACGAGUAUUACAUAUCACCGAUUUACAUGUCGAUCCAGAAUAUGCUUCAGGUUCAGAAGCUAAUUGUAGCAGUGAACUUUGUUGUCAUAUGGAAUCCGGAUUAAAUGGAUCAACAAUAACGCAACAAUCCGGUUAUUGGGGUAGUCUUGCCGUAUGCGAUAUACCAUAUCGGACGGUAGAAAAUAUGCUGCAGAAUAUCCAAAAACUUGGAAAGAUUGAUUAUAUAUUAGUUGGAGGUGAUUAUGAGUCACAUAUGGAUUGGACAUAUACCAAAGUGAGUCAUUUAAAAACGAUUCGAAAUCUUUCAACAAUUUUGCACAAUUACUUUAAGAAUACCCCAAUCUAUUGGACAUUGGGUAAUCAUGAGGGUGUUCCCGUUGAUAGUUUUGCACCGCAUUAUAUCCCGGCAAAAUAUCGUCCACAAUGGUUAUACGAUGAAUUAUUACAAUUGCAAAAAUCGCUGCUUGAUAUAAAAUCAAUUGAGAGUGUCAAAUAUCGUGGCUCUUACGCUGUACAACUUUAUCCAGGAUUAAAACUUAUAUCAUUAAAUAGUGCUUAUUGUGAAACUGCUAAUUUUUGGUUGCGUAUUAAUGAAACGGAUCCGGAUGGUACUUUAAGUUGGCUAGUUACGGAACUUCAACAAUCUGAACAUGAUGGCCAAUAUGUACAUAUUUUAUCACAUAUACCACCCGGUGAUAAUGAAUGUCUCGAAAGUUGGGCAAGAAACUAUUAUAAGAUUAUAGCAAGAUUUUCAAAAACAAUUCAAGCGCAAUUUUUUGGUCAUAUUCAUGUGGACAGUUUUACAGUACUUUACGAAAAUAUGAAUGAUGAUUCAUCGAAACCAAUUAGCAUACUUUAUGCAACACCAAGCGUGACAACAUUCAAAUAUCUUAAUCCAGCUUUUCGAAUUUAUGAAAUUGAACCUGGCAUAAAUUAUCGUAUAGUUAAUUUUCAUACCUAUUUCCUAAAUCUUACACAAAUUGGAACGAACACUACAUCACCAACGUGGAAAUUACUAUAUUCAGCAAAGGAAGAAUAUGGUUUAAAUGAUUUAAGUCCAACAAGCUGGGAUCAUUUAAUCAAUAAAAUUAUUUACGAAAAAUCAGCCUAUAAUAGAUUUAUCAGGAACAGUAAUCGCCGCGAUAAUAUUGUUUGUGAGGGAAAGUGUCGUUAUAACUCGUUGUGUUUUUUGCGAAAAGGACAUCAUAAUAUGACACUAUGUAAUCAUCUUCCAUUCUAUCGUAAUACUAUCAAACGAAGACCGCAUAAGUUAUCCGGAAUUGUUGACAAUAUUGGCCAAACGGCACUUACUGUAACCAAAGAACAACAAGAACAACAACACCACCAACAACAACAACAACAAAAAGAACAACGACAACAACAACAACAACAACAACAACAACAUACCGAAAUCUUCAUGUUAUUAAAAAAGAAAUUGCGAUCAUAUAUUAUGAAAAAAUUUCUUAAAUUAUUUCUAUUUCCUGUGAAUUAA